Molecule: messenger RNA, 1515 nt
Organism: Drosophila subpulchrella
Lineage: Eukaryota; Metazoa; Arthropoda; Insecta; Diptera; Drosophilidae
Product: phenoloxidase-activating factor 2-like
Exons: 2
Coding region: 21-1412 (463 amino acids)
Biological process (GO): proteolysis
Molecular function (GO): serine-type endopeptidase activity
Source: RefSeq, a predicted model, not a curated record
AUUUCUUAACUUUGACUAGGAUGGCUCGGCUGACCGGGAUCAAAAUAAUUUCAAUCUUGUGCCUGUUCCUGGCCACUGGCCAAGUCCAGGGACAUAUCGAGUUCCAGAGUUGCGGUGGAUUGAACAGUUACUUCUGCGUGCCGCGCAGUAUGUGCUCAAUUCAAUUGGGCUUUCGAUCUCUAGUGAGCGGCAACUUAGGAUGCCACUCCACAGCGGUCUGCUGUCCCCAGAAGUCAAUACUUACCCGAGUAGACAUCGCCGUCCCAGAGCCAGUUAACCUCAGUUGCGGGCGUAUUAACGCGAAAGGAGCGACGUUUCCAAUAAGUGACUUAGAGUACAUGGCCCAGGAGAACGAGUUUCCGUGGAUGGUGGCCUUGCUCGAUGCAACAUACAAAAACUACGUGGCCGGCGGCGCCCUGAUCGCUUUUCAUGUAGUGAUCUCGGUCAGGGGGAAAAUCGAUAACAAGAAUCCCGAGCAGCUUCUUGUGCGAGCUGGCGAAUGGGACUUUAAGGUCCAAACCGAGCAAUAUCCUCAUGUGGAUGUUGAGGUCAAGCAGAUCGUGCGUCAUCCUGAUUUUGAUUUUAAUAACGGAGCCAAUAAUGUGGCCCUUCUCUUUCUCAAACGAUCGCUUAAAGCUGACAUCCAUAUUAAUCCCAUAUGCCUGCCGGAACGACCAAAGAACUUUGAUUACAGCCGCUGCAUCUUUACUGGCUGGGGCAAGAAGUCCUUCGAAGACUACACCCACAUGAACAUCUUGAAGAAGAUUGAGCUACCGGUGGUUCAGAGCAGUACAUGUCAGAACGCUAUAAACCAAUAUCUACCAUACAAGUUCGUUCUCCACAACAGCCUAAUGUGCGCCGGCGGUGAGAAUGACAAGGAUUCCUGCACGGACGAUGGUGGCUCUCCGCUGGCCUGUCCAAUACAGGGUCAACCUGGGCGGUAUGAACUGGCGGGCCUUGUCAACUUCGGCUUACACUGUGGAUUACCGGGAGUCCCGGGCGUUUAUGUUAAUGUGGCCAACCUUCGCCAAUGGAUUGAGAAAGAGACCGCAGAGGGUCCCUCCCCUGAUGAUAUUCAAGAAAUCCCUUUAAAACCAUUUAAUACACAUGGGUGGAAUCUUAAUGAGGCCAAUAAAAGUCUUGCUUAUGGCAAUGGAAAUGGCCAAAAUGAAAUUAUUGGACAGCAUUACCCAGUGAACAAUUCACCUUCCCAACCAGACAAUGCAGAUGAGUGGGUUGUUCAAGAGCCCAAUCAAAAUGAUGCUUUUGGCGAUGGAAAUGCUCAAAAUAACUUUGUGAAUUGGUACCCUCAACAGAAUGGCGCGUCUGCUCAAGAAAAUAAUCAACGCGACCAAUAUUCCGGCAAUAGCGAAAACUGGGAUACAUCUACAAUGGGCUACGAAUAUAAUUGAUUCUACGGUUUUUUACAUUCUUAUGGUAUACUUAUUCAGGGAAAAUUAAAUUGUUUAGAUUAAAGAUAAAUGAAGAAUAAAAGUUAAUUUCUUGAAGUAUCAA